AUGUUGGAUAUUGCCUCGGAAGUGAACAGUAAGUAUGGUGCGAAGUAUCACAAACGCAGACAGUUUGCUACAAAGAACGAAAGUGCACAAGAGGCGCACGAGGCUAUUCGUCCUUCUUAUAUUAAUAAGAUAGAUGUGAGUGACGAGCGCGAUGAACAACGCUUGUACGAGUUGAUUUGGAAACGAACCAUUGCUUCGCAAAUGAGUGAUGCUGAAUUGGAGAAAACCAUUAUCACCAUUCAGAACGAUAAGAACGCAAAGGAGUUGCAAGCUACCGGUGAAGUAGUGUUGUUUGAUGGAUUCUUGAAAAUAUAUACCGAGUCGGCUGAUGAAGAGACCGAUAAUAAUGAAGAAGAUGGUGAUGUGUUAUUGCCGCCUUUGAAAAACGGACAAGCCUUGCCAUUAAUUGCGAUGAGCGCUACACAGCGUUAUACUCGUCCAUUACCGCGUUACACAGAGGCUUCAUUGGUGAAGAAAUUGGAGGAAUUAGGCAUUGGUCGUCCUUCUACUUAUGCGCCAACUAUCAGCACCGUGCAGAAGAGAGGCUACAUUGUGAAGGAAGCCAGAGAA
Molecule: messenger RNA, 570 nt
Organism: Darwinula stevensoni
Lineage: Eukaryota; Metazoa; Arthropoda; Ostracoda; Podocopida; Darwinulidae
Source: the annotation of a GenBank genome assembly